CACAAUUUCACACCGUUUCAGUGGCAUGGUUCGCUUGAUGUAUAGCUUGUUUUUUUGUUUUCCCCCUCUACGGAAAACUCAAUGACUACUAGCAUUAACGACAGCAGCGAUGUCAAUGUCAACAUUGAGCAGCCACAACGACGGACCUUCCGUAAUCGACUCUCUGUUUGUAGGCUGCCGUCAGUCUGUAACACUAAUAGACAAUCAAGCCAUGCCAAAAGGCCCACUCUCGGUCCUUUCCCCCACUCUCAAACAGCUUCCCUGUCCCUUCAGCUGAGCUCGUUCUCCUCUCUUUCCAUGGACAAUACGCUUUCCGUGUCUAGCAUUGCAGUCCCUUCGACUACCAACGACCUUGAUCCCCGGCAGAAGGCUCUUUUGGUGAAGAAAACGCGUAAACUCAGCAAGGUUUUCGGUGAAGAACCAUCUUCGAUUCACCAAGCUUCUCGAUUUCAUCCGCAUGUUGGAUGUAGUCAUGUUGGACAGGUAUCGAGCAGCUCCAGUUCUUCUCAUCGAAGAUCGGUAUCUUCUCUUUCAGCUGCCACAUCUCAAUCUUCUUCGAGGCCGAAACAACAUUUCCACCGAGCACCGUCUCAACCCGACAUCCGAGACGAGGACAGUCAAUCAACUUCCCGGAGUCGUCCCAAUGCAAAAGCGUCUGAAGAUAUGGAUAACUCUUCUCUCAUUUCAGCUAUUGAUGUUGCGACUCCCGUCGCGCCACUAGAUAUACGCCAUGCCAAACACCGUAGGCGUCCAGCUGACAACAACUCCAGGAGUAUCGACGAUUUGCGAUUUGCACGUCAAAUCUCCCGCUGGUCCUCGGAAAGCCAGUUGAGAAGAACGCGCUCAACUUUACCGAAACUUCCCAAGAAUGGCGAGCCCCUUGUAGAUGACCCAGUGGCAUUUCAUCGUCGUAAUAUUCAGAAUUUUGGAUAUAAAGGGAGAGUUACUCGGGUCACUCGCAAACAACAUCAGCAGGCGAAGUUCGAACCCCCAGAAGGCGUCAAGCCAGUGACACUUAUCCCAUUUGUUGUGACAGAGUCCCGACCUCCAGCAACUACCUCUGGCGUCGCUGGCGGUAUAGAGGACGACUCCGUCCCCGCAGACAAGUUUGAGUCUGAAUCCUUGCACACCAGUUUCCAAUCGAGCACAGCCUUUCAGGAACGGAGACGACGAGCUGCCAAGUUGGCACAAUUUUUUGGAGUAGGCUAUCACGACCUUUCAUCGUCUUUGCCAACAUCCGAUUUAGUCUCUCAUCCGUCCUACCGGCCACCGCCUCAAACUAUGCCUACUGUGCAGGUUGACAUUGCAAUGAAGAGUCGUCGCUUUUGGGGAAAUGGCGACGACCGAUGGACAUAUAAAGAUGCAAAUAUGUUGGACGUGAUUGAUAAAUUGCGGGACCUCAAAGCGUAAUACGGGCUAGUCCUCUUUCUCCCCCUCGUAUCGACCUUCAUUUGACAUAUUUGGUUCGUGCGCCCCGGUUUCCAAGCCUUUGCUUCAUCUUCAUCCAUAUUCGAAUUCCUCGCGGCCGGUCCUGUUUGUAUCCUGCAGCUAUUUAC
Messenger RNA from Marasmius oreades (fairy-ring Marasmius), 1556 nucleotides. RefSeq lists its product as uncharacterized. The record is from RefSeq and is a predicted model, not a curated record. The transcript is spliced from 2 exons. The coding region runs from base 82 to 1410 and encodes 442 amino acids. NCBI's taxonomy places the organism in Eukaryota, Fungi, Basidiomycota, Agaricomycetes, Agaricales, Marasmiaceae.